AUGGACGUAUUGAUUUUAGUUCUUCCUUUAGUGUUUUGUGUGGAGGGAUACACGAUCACACAACAGACGCAGCUACACACGAACCUGGCCACGGGAUAUGAUCGGAGGGUGAGGCCUGGGGAAAACAGGACAGUCCCCUUACAGAUCAAGUUUAACUUCUACUUGGCGAGUUUGAAGGAAUUCUCGGAGGCCGAAAGUAAGAUUGGAAUCGUGGGGUCAUUGGGACUAGAGUGGAUAGAUUCCCGACUGUCUUGGAACCCUAGUGGCUAUGGCGGUGACUUGUACGAAACUACUCUGUUUACCUCCGACAUGUGGGUCCCUUUUUUAGUUUUGAUGAAUCCUUUUGCUAAGCUUAAGAAAGUGCUUUUAGAUGAAAUGUCUUGCAAGGUCACAGAUGGAGGAUAUGUUAAUUGUCUGCCCCCUGACCUCUAUGAAGCAACGUGCGAUGCUGACGUCACUUAUUACCCCUUUGAUUCGCAGACGUGUACUUUGAAAUUUUACGUUCCUGGAUUCUCUCCGACAGAUAUUCUUCUAAGACCUGCGAUAUCAACAUUCCGCAUGGACUUAUAUGAAGAAAAUGGACUUUGGUCUAUCACGAGCACCCGUCUUUAUUACCAACUUAACGUGUUCAAUUUUGAGGAACUACGACUUGAGAUAAACAUGAAAAGACGGACCACAUAUUACAUCGCCGGUCUUAUACUGCCGAUCUGCUUAAUGAACUUUAUCCAGAUAUUGGUGUUUAUUUUGCCGGUUGAGUCGGGGGAGAGGAUGGGGUUUUCUAUAACUGUGCUUUUGGCCGUUGCUGUAUUCCUUACCAUUAUUCAGGACAAACUUCCGGAGGCGUCAGAGCCGAGCGUGGCGAACCUCACCUACAAACUCCUGGUAGACAUGCUGUUAGGAUGUUCUAUGGUUAUAGCCGUAGUGAUUGGACUUAAAUUUUACCAUGAAACAGAAGAUAGGGAAAUUCCGGCAAGACUAAAGAAUUUUACUCGCAGCAUGAAGUUUUGUUGUAAGCGUAGAAAGGCCAAGGUGACGGUCAAAAAAUAUGACGGCUCAGAAAAACCUCCCAUUGAAUGUGUUGAUGAUACAGCAGACAUUGAUAUUACCUGGAACGAUGUGGGAUUAGCCUUUGACAAGUUGUUCUUUAUUGUUUUCUUUGUUUCUUUGGUUUCUAAUAAUAUUGUGUAUCUCACAACAAUGGCAGUAAUUAGUUCCUAAUUGUUAAGUUCGAAUCCAACUAAAGCAAAAGUCUAGGGAAAAUAUGUUCCAUAUCAUAUAAUUACAUUUAUCUUGCA
Messenger RNA from Saccostrea echinata, 1295 nucleotides. RefSeq names its product acetylcholine receptor subunit beta-like. Gene Ontology annotation, biological process: signal transduction; monoatomic ion transmembrane transport; regulation of membrane potential. The coding region runs from base 1 to 1218 and encodes 405 amino acids. Gene Ontology annotation, cellular component: neuron projection; synapse; membrane. Gene Ontology annotation, molecular function: extracellular ligand-gated monoatomic ion channel activity; neurotransmitter receptor activity; transmembrane signaling receptor activity. The record is from RefSeq and is a predicted model, not a curated record. NCBI's taxonomy places the organism in Eukaryota, Metazoa, Mollusca, Bivalvia, Ostreida, Ostreidae. The transcript has a single exon.